UGAACCUGUGAUCGUUUGCUCUGCUCUUCGAAGCUCUCACACUCCCUUUCCCUUCCAAGGAACGGGUGAUUGUGUGAGGACGAUGGAGCAGGGCAGCAGGCCCUUGGAGGACUUCCCGGUCAACGUGUUUUCCGUCACUCCUUACACACCCAGUACCGCGGACAUCCAGGUGUCCGACGAUGACAAGGCAGGGGCCACCUUACUCUUCUCAGGCGUCUUCCUAGGACUGGUGGGGAUCACGUUCACCAUCAUGGGCUGGAUCAAGUACCAAGGGAUCUCCCACUUGGAAUGGACCCAGCUCCUCGGGCCCAUCCUGCUGUCGGUCGGGGUGACAUUCAUCCUGAUUGCUGUGUGCAAGUUCCAGAUGCUCUCCUGUCAGUUGUGCAAAGAGAGUGAGGAAAGGGUCCUUGACACGGAGCAGACGGCAGGAGGACAAUCCUUUGUUUUCACUGGUAUCAACCAGCCCAUCACCUUCCAUGGGGCUACUGUGGUGCAGUAUAUCCCUCCCCCUUAUGGCUCUCAAGAGCCCAUUGGGGUGAACACCACGUACCUGCAGCCAGUGGUGAACCCUUGCUGCCUCACACCACCUGGAGUGGUGGCCGCUGCCACGCCAAGCCCUCCUCAGUACUACACCGUCUACCCUUCGGAGAACUCUGCCUUUGUUGACGACCAGGACUACCCCGCCUUCGUGGAUGGCGGAGAUGACAGGUCCAGCCCUGAUGCUGAGCUGCUAGAAGAGACACAGCGGGGAGGUGAGGACUCUGCCGGCUUCUCUCCUCCCCCCUAUGAGGAGAUAUUCUCCCUCCCUCGAUAG
Messenger RNA from Eptesicus fuscus (big brown bat), 814 nucleotides. RefSeq names its product transmembrane protein 174 (gene TMEM174). The record is from RefSeq and is a predicted model, not a curated record. Lineage: Eukaryota; Metazoa; Chordata; Mammalia; Chiroptera; Vespertilionidae. Bases 83 to 814 code for a protein of 243 amino acids. The transcript is spliced from 2 exons.